Molecule: messenger RNA, 1960 nt
Organism: Trifolium pratense (red clover)
Lineage: Eukaryota; Viridiplantae; Streptophyta; Magnoliopsida; Fabales; Fabaceae
Product: dol-P-Glc:Glc(2)Man(9)GlcNAc(2)-PP-Dol alpha-1,2-glucosyltransferase
Exons: 10
Coding region: 373-1896 (507 amino acids)
Biological process (GO): protein N-linked glycosylation; dolichol-linked oligosaccharide biosynthetic process
Cellular component (GO): endoplasmic reticulum
Molecular function (GO): dolichyl pyrophosphate Glc2Man9GlcNAc2 alpha-1,2-glucosyltransferase activity
Source: RefSeq, a predicted model, not a curated record
CCAAACCCACUUCCUUUUGCUUAGGUCCCUUCCAUCUCAGAAACCCGUCGCACUGAACUCAACUGGCCGCCCCGGAAAACAAAAAUCUGGCCGGAGUUAGUUGCCGGCCGCCUUAAAUUCCAGAUACCAUGGCGUGUCCGACAUUGGGGAGAUACAUUUCAAAUUAAUGUAUCGGUGCUCCAUAGCUUGAACUUAUUAUUGUUGAUAAGGGGAGGCCCUGUUCAUGGGCAUCACUAUCUUUCAGCACAGGGGCCUCAAUAUUUUGGUUGAGAAUGCCAAGUCGUAACAGUUGCACGUGACAUUGAUGUACAGUUUUUGACGCAUAGAAUUCCAAUUAUUCUGGUACUGUUAUCACUGAAGAAAGACGGUGAAAUGGGAAAACUUGCUCUUGCAGCAAUAGUGAGCUCAUGGGUUAUUCCUAUAACCAUAAUAGUCAAUCACAUAGUUCCUGAGCCAUAUAUGGAUGAGAUAUUUCAUAUACCACAGGCUCAGCAGUACUGCAAGGGUAAUUUCAGAAGUUGGGACCCUAUGAUUACCACCCCACCUGGCCUGUACUAUCUUUCACUUGCCCAUAUUGCUUCAUUGUUUCCAGGCUUUUACUGUGUAGAACCUGCUUCAUCAUUUUUUGAUAUCUGCUCUGCUUCCAUUCUUCGAUCAAUCAAUGGUGUCUUAGCAGUCAUAUGCAGUGUAAUUCUAUAUGACAUCAUUAUUCACUUGAAACCAGCACUUGGUGACAGAAAGGCAAUGCUUCAUGCAGUUGUCCUAUCCUUGUACCCCCUUCAUUGGUUCUUCACUUUUCUUUAUUAUACGGAUGUUGCAUCUGUUACUGCAGUGCUGGCUAUGUAUCUUGCAAGUUUGAAAAAGAAUUACUGGUGUAGUGCAUUGGUUGGAGCCUUUGGAGUGGUUGUUCGACAAACAAAUAUUAUAUGGGUCCUUUUCGUUGCAUGCACCGGUAUAAUAGACAUUUCUCUUAUGUAUGGAAAGGGCAAUUCAAGAACAGCCAAGUCAGAUGUAUCAAUCGAGCAUGACUUCACAUAUGCUACAAGUGCAAAGGGUUUAAAUCUGAAAAGGCGAAAGUCUGUUAAAACUGUAAAUACUGCUGAGCACUCUUUGCCUCGGAUAAACGCAUCUUCUCCUUCCUUGUCUUCAGGUUUGGUUGAUGAAAUUUGGGCAGUUCUGUUAACAUUAUGGCAUAUGAAGUGGGAGCUUAUAAUUUCAUUUAGUCCUUUUCUCAUGGUGUUGAUGGCCUUUCUUGUAUUUGUCUAUUUGAAUGGGAGUAUUGUUCUUGGUGCAAAAGAAGCACAUGCUGUUACCCCACAUUUUGCUCAGAUACUAUAUUUUAGUUUAGUUUCUGUUUUGGCUCAGGCUCCCAUGCAUUUCACUUUCACUCAUGCUGUGGACAUGUUUCAGUUGUUUUGGAGAAGUAGGCCCCUUAGUUACAUUCAGAUGUUCCUGGCCCUUAUUGCUGGCAUUUUCUCUGUACAUUUUUUCAGUGUAGCUCAUCCUUACCUUCUUGCCGAUAAUCGGCAUUACCCUUUCUAUCUCUGGAGGAAAGUCAUCAUGGCUCACUGGUCAAUUAGAUAUCUUCUAGUGCCGGUUUAUAUGUAUUCAUGGCUUUCAAUCAUCCAUAUGUUGGGGAAAGUUAGAAGUAAAUUAUGGAUAUUGGCACACUUCUUGGCUACAGCUGCUGUUCUUGUACCAACUCCACUCAUAGAGUUCAGAUAUUACACCAUACCAUUCUAUUUCUUUGUGCUUCACUGUAACAUUAGGGAUGAUCAGCAUUGGCUUCUUACAGGGAUGCUAUAUGUUGGUGUCAAUAUCUUUACAAUGCUGAUGUUUUUGUUUCGGCCUUUUCAUUGGGAUCAUGAACCUGGGAUUCAAAGAUUUAUAUGGUGACUUAACUGAUAAAUUAAGUCAAAUUAGUGUGUUUGAUUAUGAGGUAGCAUAAACUGAUUUUGUA